This is a messenger RNA of Miscanthus lutarioriparius, 1278 nucleotides long. The record is from the annotation of a GenBank genome assembly. Lineage: Eukaryota; Viridiplantae; Streptophyta; Magnoliopsida; Poales; Poaceae.
AUGGUGAUGGAGGGGCGCACGGGCUCACUCUACGGCUGCCUUAACAGGAGCAGCACGCGGGGGUUCCUCGCCUACGUCGCCGCCGGGGCCGCCUGCGCGGCCGUCCUCGCCUGCUUCGUCCUCUCCGCCGCGGACCGGCCGCCGGCAUCUGCGGCGCGCAACGAUGGCGUGCGACUCCGCCUGUCCUCGCGCUCGCCGCGCGUCUGGCCCGACCUCGCGUUCAACUGGCGGGUAGUGGUCGCCACCGUUGUCGGGUUCCUCGGUUCCGCGUUCGGCACCGUCGGCGGUGUCGGCGGAGGCGGGAUCUUCGUGCCCAUGCUCAACCUCGUCGUCGGUUUCGACACCAAAUCCGCCGCCGCGCUCUCCAAAUGCAUGAUCAUGGGGGCCUCGGCGUCGUCGGUUUGGUACAACCUCCAGGUGUCACACCCGACCAAGGAGGCGCCCGUCAUCGACUACAAGCUCGCGCUGCUCUUCCAGCCCAUGCUUAUGCUCGGCAUAACCAUCGGCGUAGAGCUCAGCGUCAUCUUCCCGUACUGGCUAAUCACUGUCCUCAUCAUAAUCCUCUUCGUAGUGGUAAUUGAUCCGAGUUAUGAGGAGCCCCUCCUGACUCAGCCGCAGCCCAAGAAGAAGUCUGCAUUGGAGACUUUCGUGUUCAAUUUGAGGUGGAAGAAUAUCCUUGUUUUAAUGUCUGUCUGGUCAUCCUUCUUGGUGCUGCAAGUUCUCAAGAAUAAUGCGAAAUCAUGCGGCACUUUCUACUGGGUGAUCAACGUUCUACAGGUUCCGGUUGCUGUGAGUGUAUUCUUGUGGGAGGCCAUGCAGCUAUGUAGGGAGAGUCGUGCACGGCGUAUGAAUGGGAACCUGGAAUGUGUGUGUGAGGCCUCUAUUGAGUGGUCACCUGCACAACUGAUCUUCUGUGCCUUCUGUGGCCUUCUCGGUGGGACUGUUGGUGGCCUUCUUGGAUCUGGUGGUGGUUUCAUCCUCGGCCCACUUCUUCUUGAGCUUGGGUGCAUACCACAGGUCGCAAGUGCAACAGCAACAUUCGUGAUGAUGUUCUCCUCCUCCCUCUCUGUGGUGGAGUUUUACUUUCUGCACAGAUUCCCCCUCCCUUUUGCUGGCUACCUCAUCUUCAUUUCCAUAUUGGCUGGAUUCUGGGGCCAAUGUUUGGUUAGGAAGAUCGUGCAUGUGCUCAAGAGAGCAUCAGUUAUUGUCUUCAUCCUCUCCUCUGUUAUCUUCGCCAGUGCUCUUACAAUGGGUGUCGCCAGAAGAGCAUUUCAAUGA